AACAAAUGGCAGAAGACUAUGAAGCAGAGACCACUCCAAGAAAGAAAAAGAGAAAACACAGGGCCCUUCAGUAAAGCUGGCUAGGAAUAGCUCCCUGCAGCCUGCCCACUCUGGUAACCAGGGCAUGUCUGCGCUGAGCCACUGCUUUCUCCUCUCUCUCCAUUCCAGGCUGCUGUCUAUCAACCUGACCAACUGCAAGUAUGAGAGCGUGAGGCGUGCUGCCCGACACUGUGGUCUAAAAGAAGUGGGGGAGGAUGAGGAGUGGACGGUGUACUGGACUGACUGCUCGGUCUCUCUGGAGCGCGUCAUGGAAAUGAAGAGGUUUCAGAAAAUCAACCAUUUCCCGGGGAUGACAGAGAUCUGCCGGAAGGACCUGCUGGCCCGCAACCUCAACCGCAUGCUCAAACUCUUCCCCAAAGAGUACAGCAUCUUCCCCCGCACCUGGUGCCUGCCUGCUGACUAUCGAGGUUUCCAGGCCUACGGGCGCAUGAGGAAAAACAGGACGUACAUCUGCAAGCCAGACAGUGGCUGCCAGGGGAGGGGCAUCUUCAUAACCCGCAACCCAAAGGAGAUUAAACACGGGGAGCACCUGAUCUGCCAGCAGUACAUAUCCAAGCCCUUCCUUAUUGAUGGCUUCAAAUUUGACCUGCGAAUCUACGUCCUGGUCACAUCCUGUGACCCCCUGAAGAUUUUUGUCUAUGAGGAAGGGCUGGCCCGGUUUGCCACCAUGAGGUACAUCGAGCCCAGCAGCAGCAACCUGGAUGAUAUCUGCAUGCACCUAACCAACUAUGCUAUCAACAAACAUAAUGAAAACUUCAUCCGAGACGACAUGAUGGGCAGUAAGAGGAAACUGUCUACCUUGAAUGCCUGGAUGAUGGACAACAGCUGCAACACAACAGAACUCUGGGAAGACAUUGAGGACAUCAUUAUAAAGACCCUUAUCUCAGCCCACCCUGUUCUGAAGCACAACUACCGCACCUGCUUCCCCAACCACAUCACUGGCUGUGCCUGCUUUGAGAUUCUGGGCUUUGACAUCCUGCUAGACAGAAAGCUGAAACCCUGGCUGCUGGAGGUGAAUCACUCGCCCAGUUUCACCACGGACUCGCGCUUGGACCGAGAGGUGAAGGACGCUUUGCUCUGUGACACCAUCAAGCUGAUAAACCUGCGAGCCUGUGACAAGAGGAAGGUGCUGGAAGAGGACAAGCGACGGGUGAAGGAGCGACUCUUCCAGGCCCACCAGCCACCUCGUGAAGCCAGACGUGAGAAGUUAGAGAGCAGCCAGGCGGCCUGGCUGGCCCAAGCGGAGAAGUAUGAGAACACGCACCUGGGAGGGUACCAGCGCAUUUACCCCACGCACGAGACAGACAAGUAUGAGCCAUUCUUCAAGCACAGUGGCUCCCUCUUCCAGGAGACGGUGGCUUCCAAGGCAAGAGAGAAGUGUGCCAGGCAGCAGCUGGAGGAAAUUCGCUUGAAGCAAGAGCAACGAGAGGUUACUACUGGGAAGAAGAAAAAGGAGCGAAAGGAGAACCUGCAGGGAAAGUCCGCUGGAGAGAAAUCCCGCAUCCGCAGCAAGGCCAAGGCUCCUCCCACUCGCCUCACCUACAACAGCGCCAGGACCUGCGACAGGAAGCGUCAGCAGACAGAUGGGUGA
Molecule: messenger RNA, 1651 nt
Organism: Gopherus flavomarginatus (Mexican gopher tortoise)
Lineage: Eukaryota; Metazoa; Chordata; Testudines; Testudinidae
Product: tubulin polyglutamylase TTLL13-like
Exons: 12
Coding region: 125-1651 (508 amino acids)
Biological process (GO): microtubule cytoskeleton organization; protein polyglutamylation
Cellular component (GO): cilium
Molecular function (GO): tubulin-glutamic acid ligase activity; tubulin binding
Source: RefSeq, a predicted model, not a curated record